AUGGAGCAGGACGUCGAGAGCUCUGUGGCCGCUCGGCAGCCAAAGCUGCCGAAACAAGUCCGAGAGGAGGUCCCAAAGCAAAUAGCCAAAAGGAGCAUCCAGAGAUAUGUGCGAAAGGACGGAAAGUGUAACGUCCACCAUGGGAAUGUCAGGGAGCGGUACCGUUACCUAACUGAUAUCUUCACUACGUUAGUGGACUUAAAAUGGAGGCUAAAUCUACUCAUUUUUGUCAUGGUCUAUACUACCACUUGGCUUUUUUUUGGAAUGAUCUGGUGGCUUAUUGCCUACAUACGAGGGGACUUGAGCCACAUAGGAGACUCUUCAUGGGUGCCCUGUGUUAACAAUCUCAAUGGCUUUGUCUCAGCAUUUCUCUUCUCCAUAGAGACUGAAACCACAAUUGGAUAUGGAUACAGAUUCAUCACAGACAAGUGUCCAGAAGGCAUCAUUUUACUCCUAGUCCAGUCCGUCCUGGGCUCAAUAGUCAAUGCUUUCAUGGUUGGUUGCAUGUUUGUGAAAAUAUCACAGCCCAAUAAGAGGGCUGAAACACUGGUCUUCUCCACAGAUGCAGUGAUCUCUGUACGCGAUGGGAAGUUGUGCCUAAUGUUCCGAGUUGGGGACCUGAGGAAUUCCCACAUUGUAGAGGCUUCAAUUCGUGCCAAACUAAUCAAAUCAAGGCAAACCAAGGAAGGAGAGUUCAUCCCGCUGAAUCAAACAGAUAUAAAUGUUGGCUAUGACACAGGGGAUGACCGCCUCUUUUUAGUUUCACCACUAAUAAUCUGCCACGAGAUCAAUCAGCAAAGUCCUUUCUGGGAAAUCUCCAAAGCCCAGUUGGCUAAGGAAGAAGUGGAGAUUGUAGUGAUCCUUGAGGGAAUGGUGGAGGCAACAGGUAUGACAUGCCAAGCACGGAGUUCAUACGUUACCACUGAGAUACUCUGGGGUUACCGCUUCAUGCCUGUUCUGUCAUUGGAGGAGGGAUUUUAUGAAGUCGAUUACAACAACUUUCAUGAAACCUAUGAGACAAAGACCCCGUCUUGUAGCGCCAAAGAAAUGGCAGAGAUGAUCAGCAAGGUGGAGCUGCCCCUUACCUGGUCAGUCUCCACCAAACUCAACGAGGAGGAGGAAGAGGAGGAAGAGGAGGAGGUGCAAGCUGAGGACAAGAGCCACGAAGAGCAAACGGAGCAGAAUGGGGAGGUGACAAAUUUGGAGAACGAAUCCAAAGUGUGA
This is a messenger RNA of Carcharodon carcharias (great white shark), 1224 nucleotides long. It is a transcript of the gene kcnj6, whose product is annotated as potassium inwardly rectifying channel subfamily J member 6. Bases 1 to 1224 code for a protein of 407 amino acids. NCBI's taxonomy places the organism in Eukaryota, Metazoa, Chordata, Chondrichthyes, Lamniformes, Lamnidae. Gene Ontology annotation, biological process: regulation of monoatomic ion transmembrane transport; potassium ion import across plasma membrane. The transcript is spliced from 2 exons. Gene Ontology annotation, cellular component: plasma membrane. Gene Ontology annotation, molecular function: G-protein activated inward rectifier potassium channel activity. The record is from RefSeq and is a predicted model, not a curated record.